This is a messenger RNA of Helicoverpa armigera (cotton bollworm), 5276 nucleotides long. RefSeq lists its product as uncharacterized. Bases 438 to 3176 code for a protein of 912 amino acids. Gene Ontology annotation, cellular component: centriole. Gene Ontology annotation, biological process: regulation of cytokinesis; negative regulation of centriole elongation; ciliary basal body organization. Gene Ontology annotation, molecular function: protein binding. The record is from RefSeq and is a predicted model, not a curated record. Lineage: Eukaryota; Metazoa; Arthropoda; Insecta; Lepidoptera; Noctuidae. The transcript is spliced from 6 exons.
AGUUACCUUGAAAUUGAGAAAAGUCAGUGCAAUAUUUUCAAAUUCAUGUUAUUCGAGUACCGAUUAUUCUAUCAAUAUUCAUAAUAAAGUUGGAAAAUUAAUAUCAGAACAGUCAAUAUCAUAUUUCUGCAUAAACCGCAUACCGUAGAGUAAAUUGUAAUUAAUGUUCUCCUUCAGACCGGUUAAAAUACUUAUUAACUGACGUAAUCGUGCAUGACAACAUCUGGUACAUUACGAUGCGAUGCCGUCGGCGUUUAAUGAAAUUAAAUUUCCCUCGUCAUAAGGUUCAAAAUCUGUGAUUUAAUACAUUAGAUAGACUAAAAAGUGGCGUGCAAUUUCCUAUGGCCGUGAUAGUGGUCGGAUAUUGAUGAGUUAGCAGUUUAGUGGGGAGGCAAGGAGUCCAGGAGCCGUUGAUUGCGGAGGUCCGGAGGACGAGGAUGAACGACCCGUGGGACGUGAAGUCUGUGCGACGGGCAGGCCAGUACGUGUCCUGCAUGAAAAUAAAUGGGGUGCCGCUCCUUCCGCCUGUUUUAUCUAAAGAAUGUCGCAAAGAAAUGCAGUACUAUAAACUUCUUGCCCGAGAAGUUGAGAAGCGUAUAACUCUUCUACAGCCGUAUGUCAUAGACACUGACUCGGAAUCUGAGGAUAAGACUGACGCUCCUGAACUGCCUGAAUGCGAACAAAGCUAUGAACUCCCACAUGAGGAGGUCCAGGCUGGCUUCAAUGUUAAUAUAGAUAAAAUUACUGCUAUCACUACAUCUCAAAAUGGUCAAAAAGCGCUUGCUCUAUCCCCAGAACUCGGCCCCGUGACCAGUAUUUGUAACAAUAUCACUUCCAAUGUGGUUGUGGAAACAGUGGAUUCAGGUUCUAGGUCUAACUCUCCAAAAUUCAUAAUAGAUCUCAGUUUAAGUAUCAAUGAAACUGGAAAGAAUGUUAUUGAAGCUAUUAAAAAGGCUCCACACUCUCAAAUAGAUCUUCCAGAAAGAGAUUAUAAUUGCACGAAAAGAAGAAUUACUCAAAAGGUAAUAACAGAAAAAGAAGUAAUCACGGAAGUAGAUUCUGAAAGAAAUAAUAAAAAACAAAAAGCGAAAGCCGAAGAAGUUACUGAUUUCAGCUUUAGUGUUAAUAAACAUAAUUUGAGCAAUCCUUUUGUUGAUGUACCUAUAUUCCAAGAUGGUCCUUCAUCUCUUAGCUCCAAGAGCUUUACUGGAUCCUUAAACGAUUUGCACAGAGAGAGCAUUAAAGACUUGCAUGUUGCUCCGACAUUAAUACGCCAGCGAUCUUAUACUAUACUGAACCCGAGUCCUCAGCUCAUGGCUCAUCUAGAAGUACAAUCCAAGAAUACCGGUAUCGAGGUGAACUCUAUAUCGAUGAGUGAAUCGUUUUCUAACCUGAGUAGUCCGAACAAAAAGCGUAGAAGUUGGGACUUGGAAACUGCCAAAGUGAAAUGGUCUUCUAUGGCGCUAGAGUUGAAACAGACUAACGUCGUAAACAAUCUUGCUAGGAAGGUAUCUACUAGAACUGUCCUAAAAAAUCAUCAAGUGAAAAAGUCUCCUCAGAACACACCACCCACGCGGACUAAGUCCGUUACUUUAGAUAAAGCUAAACGCAACGUCGUAGCGCCAAAACCAAUGACAAAAUCUAAUGCGAUUCCCAGUAAUGAUAUUUCGCCUAAAUCUGAACCAAUUCCAAAAAAUCUAAAUCGAAAAUCAAUCAGUCCAGUAAGAAAUUGUAGCAACCGUCCUGUAGCAAAAGACCCAGGGUCACCUAAAGUGAUAAGAAAACAACCUGAGCCAUUGCCCCAAUAUCACGCGCAUCCAACACCAAUAUCUGAAUCGGACGACCCGGCGGCGCGCGUGCGGGAGCUCUAUGAGAAAGUACAAAAUCAGCAGUUGUUACAAAUGGCAACAUUAGUGGAAAAACAGAAGAAGGAGCAGUUGCUCCUUCAGCAAGUGUUUGAGGAGCAGAAUAAUUUGCUCUUCAAACAGCUAAAGACUAUAUGUCCCAAGUCUCCGAUAGAGGUAAAGGAGGCUUGGGGCGACAAACAUCUGGACGCAGUUCGGGGCCCGGUCAGCCUGAGUCAGCUGAUCAACUACAAGUCUCCGGAUCAAAGUGAUUUCGGCAGUCCUGUUUCGACAACAUUGACUGAAACUAACAACUACAUAAACCAGUGCGAUAACGUUCUGAAGAAAAGCAGGGAUAUUUCCGGGAGCAUCAAAAAGCAACCGAAUAAACCUCGUUUUCAGAACGGAACCAAGAUUUUGCCUCCAAAGCCACAACCUGAGGCGAGUAAGGGUCGGGCUCACUCCCCGUCUCAGAGAAACACCCCGACGUCUCGACGACUCAACUACGACACGAGCGCAUCAUCUGAUCAGGAGUUGGAGCCGAUGCUAACCGACCGAACGAACGACACGAUGGCCGAUUUGAACGUGACAUUUCCUUCUGACAACGACGAUUACAGUCAGCACACCAGCAGCACCAUGAGCCACGUGUUCGGUAAGGAAAUCAAAACGCUUCAUGGAGCAUCGCACACGAGUUCUGCGAUGCGUUGCAGCAAGUCCACGGACAAUGCCAUCCGCAACAUGGAGAGAACGAUACACAAUUCAAUCAACAGCACUAAUUCGAGAGUCGCCAAGUCCAAGUACAACAUCCAAGGGACGCCAGAGGAGCAUGCGGCAGCUACCAAAAUAGUGGCCGUGGCCAAAGGGUACCUGGUCCGUCGACUCAUGCGCACCGACCGGGUUCAGGCAACCGUGCAGACCAUCAAGGAUGCUCUGUUAUGUGCCCUGCAGCUGCAUCAGGAUCGGGAGGGGAUCAGGGGAGCUGAUGUGGAUCUGCAUCGGCGGUUGAUACAGCAGAUCACAGCAGCAUGUUACUCCCUUCACGACACAUUCGUAGCGAGCACGGCUUCGGAGCGUUGCGCUCUCAUCGCGGCCGACAGGGGGCGCCGUCGCUCGCUCGCCGCGCGGCAAGCUAACAACUCCUUUAGACAGACGGACCUAAUGUCACAAAGCCACACCGGGGCGUUUCCCGCGCGCACCAUGCGACCUCCACCCUCGCUGAUGACGCAGUCGUACUAUGGUAACACUGAACCACAGACGUUUAACGACGAAAAGCGCGCAGGCGUAUCAGUUUCCCGCCAAAUGUCAAGUCCGCACCGACGCCCGUGGCGCUGACCCUCGCCCACGCCCAGCUGUCUGCCGCGCUUCUUUGCCCACUGCUGGGCGACGCGCCGCGACAUCGGCCUAUAAACUUGGACAAAAUUUCAAACAAAAUUUCCCAGCUUUUUGAGGCUUUCCCCACUUUAUCAGUGUUGCAAGAAACAAAUUAUUUGAAAAAUUUUUUGUUUUUGUUUGAAAUUUUAUCGUUUCUCAAAAUAUUUUUUGAUCGAUGUAUUUGUAAUGCUUCUAUUUUACAAACCAAAUACGAACAUUUUAAGCGACCAAAAUUUAUUGUUUUUAGUUAUUUUUAUAUCUUCGAGAGUCAAAAUUAUAAGUUGACCAAUUAGGCUAUACUUAAAAAAGUCCAUAACAUUUUUUUAUUACUGCUAAAUACAUUGACUAAUUUUGAUGAAAUCUUUAUAAGCUUUAAGCGUUUCGAAUGCUCUCUUAUAAACAUACAGCAAGAAGACUAUCGUGCUUAAGUUUGGCUUCAAUUGUAUUUAAAAUGAAUAUCAAAAACUUAAUUAAGGAAAACUUUCUCUACAUUUUGUGCGUCAACUCAACUUUUAUAUAAAAACACUGAUAUAAGUUCAAAUAUUAUUUGUAACAAAAUUAUUUAUUGUUAGCAUUUAAGUCUUAAAUUAUGGUUGUAAUAUUAUUAUUCCGUUCGGUAUGCUUCCAAAGCAAAGUGCCUAUAUUUGCACCAAAAUAACUUAGAAUUAAAAUUAAGAACUGUAUCAACUCCGUCGCUGUGUUUACAAGCGUAAUUUUAUAAAUAAUGCAUAAUUUUAUAAGCUUUAAAAGUAUUCCGAUUAAUCGGUACCAUAUAUUUUGAAUAUUGAUAAAUUAGAUUUAGCAUAAGUGCACAUUUAUAAAUUAAACACAGCGACAUAAUAAAGUAGACUAGAGUAUAUUUAAAUUCACUGAAAUAUAAGAAUUUCCUACCAUGAAUGCCUAAUUUGAACAAAAUGUUGUAUGAAGUAAACUUAAUUUUUAAGUGUGGCAAGACUAGACAAAUCUUACGGGGUUGCCAAGAGUGGUGAGGUGAAGAAGUGGCAAGAAAAACUAAUGCCUGGCUAGUGGCGACUUUCUAAGAUAAAUCAUCAUACAUUAAAAUUAUAUUUUGAGUAGUCAGAAACUAUAUCUAUCUUGUGGUUGAUCUUUACUAAAAAAAACAAACGGGGUGAGCUAAAUAAAACCGUUUAAAAACUAAACGAAAAACUUUAAAGAGUAUGGAAAUGAUAAGCUUAAAAAGAGGCCUUUUGUAUGUAGUUGUAUUGCGAUAAAUACAAAAGUUCGUAAUUUAAGUUUAGUAAUCGAUAGGUUUCCUGGAAUUGUGCACUUGGUGUAAUAUAUCUAAAUGCUAUUGUAGACUCCACAUAACUUAUUUGGCUUUGCAUUUUAUAAAUAACUCGUUAGCCACUGUUUAUUCUUCAUAUAUUAUUUUCCCCUCUGUUGCAGAAAUUCGUUUACCUAUAUACCAUAAGAAUGGAUAUCAUAAUUUUGUAACUUCAUGGUGCUUCCAACUCUAUAUAGAUGUCCUGAAUAUACCUAUAUUUUUGGCAAUAACACUAAUUGUACUUCUAACGCUUUACAUAUUGUUCUUUAUUAAUCCCUUCUGUGAUCCAUCUUCCAAGUUAUUAACUAAUCAGUAACAGAAUGUGUCUAUCUCUCCAUUUCUAUGAGGUUUUACUCACUAACCAAGUUCAGUUCAUUUUUAACUUAUCGAUCGUUUGUGCUAAUCUCCGCACCUCUAGUCAGUUCUGUCUCAGAUCUCGUGGUUAACUACUUCUAAUUUCUGUUACUACUCUUAUCUGCAUGUGUUAUAAACUGCAUAUAAAAAUAUUAUUUAACUACUUAUAACGGAACGCACGUUUUGUAUCGAACUAAAAUAAAAAAUAACAUUGAAUAUUGUAAUUACGUUGCAAAAGACAUGAUUAGUGCAACAUUUUAAUUAAAAAAGACAUAAGUAUCAUAAGAACCGAAAAAAUUGUAGUCUUAUUAUAUGUUUCAUUGGUAUGUAUGACAAGUAUUUCCAAAGAUGUUUUCCGACAGUGAGAUUAUUGUACUGUAUUUUCGUGCAUAUUUUUUACGCAAUAAAAAUGCAAAAACUUA